AACAUUUUAUAGAGAAGACAACCGGGAUGAAUUGUUUCAUUAUGAACCGGCUGACUGGAUGAAACCCAUCACUAAUAUACCGAAAUAUAGGAUGAAGCUGACACAUGAAAACACGCCAAUACACACAUGGAAUUUACCCGGUGUUCCUGAUGAAUUUAAAAUAUUUAUAAAACGAGAUGACAUGACAGGAAGUACUCUCUCCGGUAACAAGGUUAGGAAACUAGACUUUUUAUUGGCUGGCGCUGUUGCGCAAGGUUACAAACAGGUUAUCACCGGUGGUCAGCUUCAAUCAAAUCAUUGUAGAUCUCUUGCCAUAGCAGCACGAGAAGUGGGAAUGAAAUCACAUCUUUUGUUGAUAGUUAAUGAACAUGAUGAGAGCAAGAUAAGCAUAGAGGGGAACAUGUUGCUGAAUUGUUUAUCUGCCGCUAAGAUGUAUAUUGUACAGAAAUCGCAAGUUGGGAAGGCUGGCCUGACUCCUAAGUUUGAGAAUCUUCGACAACAUAUAAAAUUAACAACAGGAGAGAAAUGUUAUACAAUUCCAGUGGGGGGCUCGAAUGAAGUCGGGGUAUUUGGUUAUAUCGAAGCUUUUAGAGAGAUGAUGAAUCAGAAUGUAUGUGAACGGUUUGAUGACAUAGUUGUUACAUCUUGUGGAUUGGGUAAUACAUUGGCUGGUCUAGCUAUAGGCAACUAUCUGACUGGUUCACAUCUCAGAUGUCAUGGUAUAGAUGUCAGUGAGCAGACUAAUAGAGUGAUUCCCAGUAUAGACGAUAUUCUAACAAAACUUGGUUUACAUCAUGUUAAAGCUGAGAAUAUUGUCAAUGUCAUACCUGGUUACCAUGGCAACGGUUAUGGUUUAUCAACACGUGAAGAAUUAGAAUUUAUAACAAUGGUCGGUAAAAAAACAGGUAUUGUGUUGGACCCUGUUUAUACAGGUAAAGCAGUUUUAGGAUUGGUUCAAAUUCUAAAUACAAGAAAGGAAAUGUUUAAAGGAAAACGAAUUCUAUUCAUACAUACAGGUUGGUAG
Molecule: messenger RNA, 1024 nt
Organism: Patella vulgata (common limpet)
Lineage: Eukaryota; Metazoa; Mollusca; Gastropoda; Patellidae
Exons: 8
Coding region: 59-1024 (321 amino acids)
Molecular function (GO): D-cysteine desulfhydrase activity
Source: RefSeq, a predicted model, not a curated record